Messenger RNA from Pyrenophora tritici-repentis Pt-1C-BFP, 4848 nucleotides. Its product is annotated as ROM1, RhoGEF, Guanine nucleotide exchange factor for Rho-Rac-Cdc42 GTPase. The record is from RefSeq and is a predicted model, not a curated record. Gene Ontology annotation, molecular function: guanyl-nucleotide exchange factor activity. NCBI's taxonomy places the organism in Eukaryota, Fungi, Ascomycota, Dothideomycetes, Pleosporales, Pleosporaceae.
AUGUCGUACUACGGGAACGGCCAGAACUACUACAACCCAAACAUACCGCACUCGAGUGGUGGAGGCGGGCCCGCCCAAUAUCAACACCGCCGCUCCAUAUCCAGUGCCGACCAAAUCAGUCAUACAAAUGGAGGACCUCCCACGGCCUACGGGGCUCUUAUGCAGCCCGAAAGGCGCAACAGCUUGGCCGCGCGCCAGAAUGAUGAGCUCUUCAUCGGUGCCAACAGCUCCCCGCAGCCAUCUCAGGGUCCAAUGUCGCCAACUUCGGCGGGCGGGUACAGCAGUGGCUACGGCUACAACCCUCAGGACUACAACACCCAGCCCAUUACUAUGCCGAAUCCCCAGCAGUUUGGCGCAAACCGCACCUUUGCCCCGCCAGUGUCUGUUUCCUCGCACCAGCCCUACAACCCAGCCGUGUAUGCGAGCAACAGUCUCGUGAGGACAAACACGGCAAACCACCCCUAUGGGUUCUCGCCCACGUCGCCAACGGUUCCCUUUCCCUCGCCCGCGUCAUACCAGAGUUCGCAGUUUGCACGGGCUCCGUCAGUGCAGAGCCGUACGUCAGCUUACGCGACGCCCGCCUCAAACGCUUCUUCGGGAUAUUACGCCUCGAACGCGUCGCAUGCCCCGCUCCCGUCACCGCCCACAUACGAUACCGGCUACGGCUCCCAGCGCGGGGAGAGAUACUCUGGGCAUUCAAAUCAACUCCCGCCUACGCCCGAAGUCCCACCGCAUGGUUCCCCCCAGCGAAGCAGCACCGUGUCGUCGCGACCGCUGCCUCCCCCGCCGCCGAAUGAGGAUGACGACGAUGACUACUUUUCGCCCACCAAUGACUACCAAGACGAGCUAUUCAAUGAUGUUCUCAGCAUGACGUCGACCAGCGCCUCAGGGGCCCAAGUACAACCACCCAACGGCCAAUACUACGAGGAGAAUGGCCACAAUGGGGGCCAGAUGGUGCCAUAUCCCCCUGGACGGGAAACCUAUGCCAGCGACGAGAGCGAUGUGGAGGCAGCUGCCGGUUUGGCUGCACUUCAAAUGGCCGAGGAACAAGACAGGGCCGACGAAGCUCGAAGGGCAAGUGGUGGUGGCCCCGGCCUAUACAGCAACUACUCGUCCGUGCAUUCACCCCCGAUGCCUGUAGAACCUGUGCAGGGGGGAAGCGCAAGCGACAGCGACUAUGUGGGCAUGGACGUGGGUACUUAUGGCGGCGGCUUCAUGCCCUCGUUCAACUACGGCGGAGAUCCAGACCAACUGGCAGCCGGUGGCCACACAGCAUCAAGUUCAGGGUCGCAACGGCGAUCAGACCAUCCCGGCGACGAUUACGACCCGAUCCACCCCUUCCCCUCGUUUGCGAGUAAUGCGCGUGUGGACACGUUUGGUACCGGGGGGCUGGAGGAACCUAGCGCGCGGCGGCGGAGCUACGAUGAGGGCGAUGAGGUCAUUCUCAUGGACAACGCCUCUGGCAUAUCCGGCUCUACACUCGUGGGGCCUUCGGCUGUCAUGCCAGGCGAACCGCCAGACAUGUUCUACCACCCUGGCAUCUCGAAUCGGCCUCUGCCUCCUCCUCCGGUCAAUACCAGCCCUCGGCGCUUGAACCACCAAAGCAAUGGCUCUUCCGGCUCGGGUUCCUACGAAUACUGGCGAAAUGCUCCUUCAGCACGCGGCUCAUAUCCUACCGAUCCUAAUGCCCUGCAAAUGAUAUCUCCCACAGGAGCAUAUGUGCCCCGCUCUACCUCUCUCCUCCAGCACAGCAACGCCCGCGAUGCCAUACCACUGCCACGGUCGAAAACAGACGCCGAACAAGGACAUCGGCCCAGAGGUGCUGGUAACCGCAACACCUUUUACGGCGGCGCCAUGGAUAGUGACGGCAACACAUUAACCCCUGGUAGUGCCGAAGCUGUAGCCAUCGACCUACCCACCAUCCCCGCCGGCAAGCGUUUCAACCCUGCCAAGCUGUCCAGCAUCGACUUCAAGCGAUGCACCGAACCCUGGGCGCUUAGCUCCAUCAUUAGUUGGCUUAAGAGCAUGACUGAAGGUGAAAACGAUCUCAAGGAAGCGCCGAUCCAAGAAGGCUUAAUCGCCCUCUUUACCCACAAAGUCCCGACUAUGAACAUUGCUGAUGCCGAGACGCUGAGUAGCCGCGUUGUCGCAGACAUGUACAAGGCAGGCACACUUGUACAUGAAGAGGAGUGGCUCAAGUUUUCGACAGCCAGCAUGACUGGUGUCAUUUUCCAGCUUACAGGAGCAGGAUGUUAUGCGCCCAUGCUGCACACACACGCAAGUCCUGGUCGAUGCUACUCACACCACUGCCAACGCACCCUCAAGAAGAUCGAUCUCCAUGCCCCAUCGGCUGCUCCUCGUGCAGAGGAUUGGGCUACUUUCUACAAGUUGAAAAAGGAAGACCUGGAAGGCGCGAACAAGAAGGAAAUUGAACGCCAAAAUAUUCUACACGAGAUUGUACAGGGAGAGGACAACUACAUGAACAGACUUGACGUCUUACGGCAUCUGUACCGCGACCGACUACAGUCUGCCCAACCGCCAGUCAUACCCCCUAAGAAGCUCGACAAAUUCAUCCGGGAUGUAUUCAGCAAGGUUGAUGCGGUGCGAAAAGCAAACGAAGACCAUCUCCUCCCGCAGAUAAAAUACCGUCAACAAGAGCAAGGCCCGUGGAUUGUUGGUUUCAGCGACAUCUUCAGAGAAUGGAUACGGAAGGCGAAACAAGCUUACAUAGAAUACGCAGCUGCCUUUCCCUAUGCAUCCUUCCUUGUUCGACAAGAGGCCGACAGGAAUAUGCUGUUCCGGACCUUUCUGGACGAAGCCCAGAAGAACAAACUUUCAAACAAACUCGGCUGGGACACAUAUCUCAAGGGGCCCAUUGACCGACUGCAGCGUUAUGGUCUUCUCAUCGAUACUGUCAUCAAGUACUCGACGGUAGACAACGAGGAAAAGCGAAACCUUCAAAUCGCCAAAGAGGAGAUCAAGGCGGUGACUCUAGAGUGCGACAGUCGUGUCGCUGAAAUGAGCCGAAAGGUCAAUCUCACCGAUCUGCAAAACAAACUCAUCCUGAGACCGGGUAUGCAACGAGUGGAGCUUAAUCUUGAUCAUCUCGGGAGAGAACUCAUCUUCCGGGGUGACCUACAAAGAAUGGGUGCUAAUCGGUUCAACUGGCUUGAGACGCACGCACUGCUAUUCGACCAUUACCUGGUACUUGCAAAAACAGUCGCCCACAGGGAAGCGGAUGGUUUUACCAAGUCUGACAAGUAUGACGUCUCCAAAUUACCAAUUCCCAUGGAUCUGCUUGUGCUCGAAAGCGAAGACGAUGAUCCUGUUGUCCGCUCUACUAUGAAGGGUAUUUCAACAGUCACUACUGUCUCCGGUCGGGUUGGUGGUGGGGCAGCAGCGCGCAUCAACAGCCCAUUACCAGGAGCCCUUCAAUACACCAACACCAGCAAUUCCCUCGGAUCGCAGACUACCAAUGGUUCUGGCAAGACACUUGUCAACACUGCGUCGAAUGAUGUCGCCAAGGACGAAAAGGUGCUGUACCCAUUCCGGGUAAAACAUUUGGGUAAAGAGACGUACACGCUGUACGCUCCAUCAGCUCAAAACCGAGCAGAGUGGUGUGACAACCUCAUCAUCGCAAAGACACGACACGCAGCAGCAUUAUUCGCCCAAAACGCUGAACCCUUCCGGUUGCGUGUCAUGGCUGAUGCUGCUUUUGCCUACGAUAGCGCGAUGCCAUCGCAAAGAGCAAUCACCAUCAAAGGCACGCCCUUGGACCGUGCAGUUGAUGAGGUGGAGAAGCUUUUCAUCAAUGUUGGUCGUCCUGCUCCCAUCUGCCGAGCACGCGUCAACUGCGCAACAGCUUUCAACCAGCCGUAUGGCAAGCACAUGGUAGCGGUCGGCACAGACAUAGGAGUCUUUGUGUCGGACUUUGACAACCCCAGAGGCUGGCAAAAGGCAAUCCAAAUCCCGCGAGUAACACAAAUAGCCGUGCUAGAACAAUUUAGCCUGAUGCUGCUCAUAUCAGACAAAUCACUCAUCGCGUACCACCUCGAUGCCGUUUGUCCUGUGAGUGGCGUAGCACCCUCCAGCGACUCCACCCGCCGCGCCCCUCAGAAGCUCUCCGGCGCCCGCGACAUUGGCUUCUUCGCCACGGGCGUAAUGAAAGACCGAACGCUCGUCUUCUACAAAAAACGCGACAACAUCUCCUCAACCUUCAAAGUGCUCGAGCCCGUGUACCAAAAGUCAACAGAGAAGAAAUCCCGCAUCUGGAAAACCGGUCGCACAGAAUUCUUCCGCGAGUACGAUGAAUUCUACAUCCCAGCCGAAUGCUACACCAUCAACCUCUUCCACUCCUCCCUCGCCAUCUCCACAGCAAAGGGGUUUGAAGUUUUGACGCUAGAUAAAAAACACCCCUGGUCCGUCCCCGACCUCGAACAACCACACGUAGCAACCAUCGCGUCGCGGCUCCAAAACCAAAACCCCCUCGGCAUGUUCCGCCUGUCCGACCAAGAAUUCCUCCUCUGCUACGAAGAAUGCGCCGUAUACAUUAACAAAAAUGGCGACAUUUCCCGCUCCGUCAUCAUGGAAUUCGUGGGCAAAGCCAAAUCCGCCGCCAUGUAUGGACCGUAUGUUCUGUUGUUUGACCCCGAUUUCGUUGAGAUUCGGAAUGCGCAGAAUGGGAGACUUAGACAGGUGAUUGCGGGUAGAGAUGUUAAAUGUCUGGAUGAUGGGUUGAGUGGGGGUAGUGCGCAUAAUAGGACGGUUAAGUUGAGUUUGCAACAUCCGGCUCAUGAGAGGAGUCAGGUUGUUGUGGAGUUGGUGCUUAAUGAGGGGCAGAAGGAGUGA